Morone saxatilis (striped sea-bass) is the source of this 1851-nucleotide messenger RNA. RefSeq names its product serine and arginine rich splicing factor 10a (gene srsf10a). The record is from RefSeq and is a predicted model, not a curated record. Lineage: Eukaryota; Metazoa; Chordata; Actinopteri; Moronidae.
UUUUGAUUUGAAAAUGGUGUUUUCACAGAGGGAUUGUGAAAGUCUGACUUUUUGGUUGACCUGACCUUUUCACGUCACACAAGUGUUUAUCCCAUUGCAUGGGAAUGUUUUUUUUUUUUAUUUUUAUGUCAUUUUCUUUUCUAAGAAUUGUAUGUUAUCUAGUAUAUUGUACACAGAUUUAACCAUAUUCCUAACCAAUAUUUCUUCUGUUGUUGCCUUAGAAUGGUAAAGAUACAGUUCUGGAGACUCCACACCAAAGAAAGUUGAAAGGCGGUUGUAGAGUAGAUUCAAGCCAAAGACACCCAGGCAACAAGCAGUAGUGGAAUUGGGAAAAUAAAGAGAGAGCAAAAGCAUGAAGAUACAAAGAGGAGAAGAGAGCACCAAGGCUUCCAUUUGUCUACCAAAAGGGAGAAAAGUGUUUAUUGGGCAAAGACAAGCAGGAAACCUCAAGUUCUUCUGCCAAGACAAUAAAGAUCAAGCUGAAGGUCAAAGGUCAAGCAUGUUAAAGGUAACAAGCCAAACUUUUUAUGUACGGGAUGCAGAGGACGCUCUUCACAACCUGGACCGCAAAUGGGUCUGUGGGCGUCAGAUCGAGAUCCAGUUUGCCCAAGGAGACAGAAAGACUCCUAACCAGAUGAAAACCAAGGAGCGCCACUCCCCCCGAAGUUUCUCCCGCUACGAUGACGACCGGGAUCGGGAUAGGGAUAGCCGCCGAAGACGGUCCCGGAGCCGCAGCUACGAUCGACACAGGUCCCGAAGCCCCUCCUAUGAGCGCCGUCCUCGGAGGUCGGAGAGCCCCAGAGACUCUCGGUCCUACAGUCGACAUAGACGGAGCAGAAGCCACGAAAAUGAAAAGUACAGAGGUCCUCCCCGUGAGCACCAGAGGACACACCAUGAACCAGGCUCACGUAGCCGCUCCGCGUCUCACUCCCCUUCAGCCUCCAGAGCCAGGCCCAAAGGUAAAAAGAGCCAAUCCAGGUCCCACAGUCCGGCUGAAGACUUCCACCCAACCUCCAGCUCCCAGAAACAGUCUGUGGGACGAUCUCCAUCCCGCUCCUACUCUAGAUCCAUGUCCCGGUCACGCUCUCGCUCCAGGUCCUGGGCUGGACGCAAGUCUGGAGGCCACUGACCUCGGAGGCCCUGAUAAUCUGUCGGAGGAUGUUUUUGUUUAGCUUUCAACUAUGAUAACUGGAGUGUUAUGCUCGUUUGCAUUUGUUUAUCAUUACGUAAUGGAGGAGUCUGUUGCCAAAGGAAAGAGAGCGGCAGGAGCUCAUUUUUUUAGCAUUGUGAAAAGUUUUUUUUUUUUUUUUCUGAAGUGAUUGAUGAAAGCACAGCAGAUUCUGGCUGAGUUUGGGCAAAAUUUUUUGUACUUGUAAUGUCGGUAGCUGAAGGUGGAAAAUGAUACGGUUUGGCGUUGCCAAUAUUUUUGUACUUUGCGUUAGCAAUAUUCACAUCCGUUCAUAAAGUUGUUGAAAUGCCUGUCUCUAUUUGGUUCCAUUGUUUGUGUAUUAUGUAAACAUGAAUAAAAAGUAUAACUUCAGGUCCUGACGUACCAGUGUUAAUCAAGUAUGUUAGUGUCGAUGCCUGGUUUGUGGCAUUUGUAAUUAUACAGCAGGCAAACUGUCUAUUAUAGUAGCUGUUAAUUACUGUGGUAAUGAAUGACAUGAAAUGCAAUGAGUUGCCACCGAAUACUCUGUCCAGAAUUUCAUGUGACAAUAUGAGAUGAGCUGCAUUCAUAUUAAUGUCCUUUGUUCAGUGACUGAAACGAUCAGUUGAAUAUUUUAAGUGUUCCUUCACUGUUACCCUAGUUUUAAUGGUUUUACUUCUUUAUCAAUAAAUGAAUAAAUUCUC